UGGCUGGCCUUGAACUGGAGGCGGUCUUUCUGCCUCAGCCUCCUGAGUGCAGGGGUGGAAGGCACCCACCUUCAGGCCUGAGCUUUCCCCCUUUUGUCCAGUUCUUGGAUGCCUCCCCGCCCCCAGGUGUUUUCUGUGAUUUCCAGAGUCCGGGAGGCAGGCAGGAGGAGGAGCCGCGCGCGGGGAGCCAGGUUCACUCAGUCCUGCAACUCUCGGGGGCCGCGUGGGCGGCCGCCCGGCCGGGCCAAGUUUCUGUUCCUGGAGCCCGGGGCACAGGGAGGACGAGAGCAGUUCCACGGCUUGGGCUCCAUGUACUGCCGGGGCGCGGCUGCCGUCAUCCUCACCUACGACGUGAUGCAGCCGCAGAGCCUGGUGGAGCUGGAGGACAGGUUCCUGGGUCUGACGGACUCAGCCAGCAAGGACUGCCUGUUCAUCAUCGCGGGCAACAAGGUGGACCUCACGGAGCAGGGCGGGGAGGGGGAUGGGCACGGGCCCAGGGGACCCAGGCAGGUGUCGCGGGAGGAUGCGGUGGCCCUGUACAAGAAGAUCCUCAGGUACAGAAUGGUGGACGAGAAGGCUGCUCCAGCCGCCGAGCAGAUGUGCUUCGAGACCAGCGCCAAGACCGGCCACAAUGUGGACCUCCUGUUUGAGACCGUGUUUGACAUGGUGGUGCCCAUGGUCCUGCGGCAGAAGGCAGAGGAGCCAGUGGAGACUGUGGACAUCACAAGCCAGAAGCCCCCCAAGCGGACCCGGUCUGGGUGCUGCACCUGAGCCCCCGUGGGGCUUCCUGGGCACUGGGAAUCAGAGGUUGCACCGAGGCAGAGUGGAGGUGACCACUGUUCACUGGGGCCAUUGCACAUCGGGGCUGGCUUUGGAGCCAGGGCACCCACGCCAUCUACCCCAUGCCCCGGGCUUCCCCACAGCCCCAGAGUGAUGCCCGUCCUUGCACUGUGGAGCCUGUGGUUGGGGCAGCUGUGUGGCACCUGUGUGCCCACAUGUCACCGCGCCUGGCAGCACUCUCCCUUGCUGCUAUCUUCACCGUCUCCACGCCGACUCGUCCUGGGUCCUCCCCAGCCUCGGUACUUGGUGCCUUAGGAUGGUGCUUCUGCGCAUCUGAUUUACUCGCAGCAGGCACGACUUUUGCACUGGUGGAAGCAGUGUGGGCCUGAGUAAUAUUAAAACUGAUUUUGGGAAAA
Octodon degus (degu) is the source of this 1196-nucleotide messenger RNA. RefSeq names its product RAB20, member RAS oncogene family (gene Rab20). The coding region runs from base 109 to 771 and encodes 220 amino acids. Gene Ontology annotation, molecular function: GTPase activity; GTP binding. The record is from RefSeq and is a predicted model, not a curated record. Gene Ontology annotation, biological process: intracellular protein transport; regulation of vacuole fusion, non-autophagic. Gene Ontology annotation, cellular component: vacuole; fungal-type vacuole membrane; phagocytic vesicle. NCBI's taxonomy places the organism in Eukaryota, Metazoa, Chordata, Mammalia, Rodentia, Octodontidae. The transcript is spliced from 2 exons.